Hyla sarda is the source of this 3321-nucleotide messenger RNA. RefSeq names its product F-box protein 41 (gene FBXO41). NCBI's taxonomy places the organism in Eukaryota, Metazoa, Chordata, Amphibia, Anura, Hylidae. The record is from RefSeq and is a predicted model, not a curated record. The transcript has 13 exons. Gene Ontology annotation, molecular function: protein binding. Bases 486 to 2942 code for a protein of 818 amino acids.
CUCCGGUCCCCGGCAGGCUGUAGUCAGGCAGGGGUCGGGGUGCUCGGGGCCCCUCGGGAGAUCACGCUGCUCCUAUGAUGAGGAGGACUGUGCGCACCUGCAGGAGGGUCGGUGCGGCCGGCGGAGGGGAGGGUCUUUGCAGACGGUGCCUUAGUGCCGCACAUCUGGGCAGCUCCGGAGAUCCCCGCUAAGUGGAGAAGACACUGCGGGCAUCUGCGGGAGGAGGAGGAGGAACCGACAUUACCGGGAGAGGAGUCUGAUGUGGGGGAUCUGGCGUGAUCGGCGGGAUCGUCUGACCUAUCCCAUCCGGUGUCCUCCCUCCCAUCGCCUCUGACUACAGAGAUGAGCCGUUUUCUGCACAGUCUGCUGAAGUCUUGCUCCCCCCGCAGCUGUGACCCGUCCAGAGUCCCCGGCACACCAUGACCCUCGUCGCCCUCCUGCUGGGUUCAGGGCUGACGGAGCGGUGCAGCCUUCGGAGCUGAGGCAUGGCCUCUCUGGAUCUGCCCUAUCGGUGUCCACGGUGCGGUGAGCACAAGCGUUUCCGGAGCCUGUCCUCCCUGAGGGCCCACCUGGAAUAUAACCACACCUACGAGACCCUCUAUGUCCUCUCCAAGACCAAUAGCAUCUGUGAUGCCGCCGUCUUCCCACUGACCAGCGAGACCGCGCUGCUGACCCCUGCCCACCGCCGGGAGGUCUUCGAAAGCACAUCCUUCCAGGGCAAGGAGCAGAGGUUCACCCAGGACAUCGUCCAAGCCGAAGACUUCAGCCAAGCGUCCACCACCACCACCACCACCCGAUUCACCCAAGAGGUGGAGAUCCCACUGGGGGAGAUCUUCACCAAGACCACCAUGGCCUCCCCUCCGCCCGCCGCCGUGGCAGCGGCUGCUGCGGCCUCCGCGGCUGUGGACGCCGCCUACGAGGAAGGUUUGGCCAGACUGAAGGUGAGAGCCUUCGAGAAGCUGGAGGUGGACAAACGCCUGGAGAAGCUGACCGAGGAGGUGGAGCAGAAGAUCGCCACCCAGGUGGGGCGCCUGCAGGUGGAGCUAGAGAGGAAGAGCACCGAGCUGGAGAAGGCCAAGCAGGAGAGCGUCCGCCUGGGGCGGGAGAAGCAGGAGCUGGAGGACCGGGCCUCAGAACUCACCCGCCAGGUGGACGUCAGCGUGGAGAUGCUGGCCUCCCUAAAACAGGACCUGGUGCAGAAGGAGCAGGAGCUGACCAAGAAGCAGCAGGAAGUGGUGGAAAUCGACUUAUUCCUGAAGGAGACGGCCAGCCGAGAAGCCAACGCCAAGGUGCGGCUCCAGCAGUUCAUAGAGGAGCUCCUGGACCGCGCCGACCGGGCGGAGAAACAACUGCAGAUCAUCAGCAGCUGCGGCACCACCCCCAACGGCAGUCUGAGCCGGUGCAGCAUACCCGGGUACAAAGUGUCAGACGCCCGGGUCCAGGGGUCCAGGCAGAGGGCGGACAGGCACCAGGGGCCCGGCUCUUCCACCCACGGCUCGUACCCAGUGAACCAGCGAUCAUCCUCCUGUAGCGGGGUCCCGGGCAGGGUGAAGACCGUAUCUCAGAGCUCGGGCUGUUAUGACAGCGAUGGGGCGGAGCAUAUCCAGGUGGACGAUGGCUUAGAGGCCCCCCGCUACUCUGGAAACAGUCACGUUGCCGACAGCAGCUUCGAGAGGAACAACAACAGCCGCAGUUCUGGUCUCCGCAGGCAGGCCAUCCACAACUUGUACCGCCGGCCAUACAGGAACAGCACCGAGGGGGAAGAUGGAGACAUCUCUGAUGUGGGGUCCAGGACCACCGAGUCCGAGGCUGAACUCUGGGAGCAGGAGAGCAUCGGCUCAGCAGACCUCAACACCAACCGCUCGUCGGGGGCCUGCCGGCCUAAGGGCCGCUGUGACGGGCGGAUGCUCCGGCCGGAGAAGGGCAGCCCAUCCCGAGCCAAUGAAGUCAUCAGCCCCGAGAUCCUGAAGAUGCGGGCGGCGUUAUUUUGUAUAUUCACCUACCUCGAUACCAAGACUCUGCUGCGGGUGGCUGAGGUCAGCAGGGACUGGAAGUUUGUGGCUCGGCAUCCGGCUGUGUGGACUCGGGUUUUCCUAGAGAAUGCCAGGGUGUCCCCCAAGUUUCUGGUCACCCUCUCACAAUGGUGCACACAGACCCACUCUCUGACCCUGCAGAACCUCAAACCUCGGCAGAGAGGGAAGAAGGAAACCAAGGAGGAAUACAUGAAAAGCACAAGGGGCUGUCUUGAAGCCGGUCUGGAAUCUCUGCUCAAGGCUACAGGGGGGAACCUGUUGAUACUACGGAUAUCCCAUUGUCCGAACAUCCUGACGGACCGAUCCCUGUGGUUGGCGAGCUGCUACUGUCGGGCACUGCAGGCGGUCACAUACAGAAGUGCUACGGAUCCUGUGGGGCAUGAAGUUAUUUGGGCUUUGGGCGCUGGAUGUAGAGACAUUAUUUCCCUCCAGGUGGCGCCAUUACAUCCAUGCCAGCAGCCCACGCGUUUCAGUAACCGCUGCCUGCAGAUGAUUGGACGAUGCUGGCCGCACCUCAGGGCGCUGGGCGUCGGGGGAGCUGGCUGUGGGGUGCAGGGGCUCUCCUCACUAGCACGGAACUGUAUGCGUCUGCAGGUGUUGGAGUUGGACCAUGUGACGGAGAUCAACCAGGAGGUGGCGGCAGAGGUCUGCAGGGAGGGUCUGAAGGGACUGGAGAUGCUGGUGCUAACAUCCACCCCGGUCACCCCUAAAGCUCUCCUGCACUUUAAUAGUGUGUGUCGGAAUCUGAAGUCCAUCGUGGUCCAGGUGGGAAUCGCUGAUUACUUUAAGGACCCAAGUAGCCAGGAAGCCCAGAAACUGUUUGAAGAGAUGGUCAACAAGCUGCAGGCUCUUAAGAAGCGGCCGGGAUUCUCCAAGAUUUUACACAUUAAGGUGGAGGAAGGCUGCUAACCCCUACAGAACAGACUGUGACCCCGAGGUCUCCUCUCAUGUACCCGUGCCGUCUCAACCAUGGGAAGUGCCGCAACGACCUAUUGCCAAAUAUCUGUAUCCCAGAGAGUCCCUGGACGGCCUUAUGAUGGUAGCGCAGAGUAGGGACGGUCAGAACGGGUCCGGACUCUUAUCUCCAGGGUUCUUCGUAUCUCUCCUCCUCGUUCCAUGUGAGUUCAUUGCGAUAGCCAGGAAACCCCCUGGGGAGUCUGCUGAGCCCCCGGACGGCAGAGAACUGGGGACACUCCCAAUGUCUGUGUUGAUCUUUGUGUUUCGAGUCCAGUGAGAUAUAUAUAUAGAUCUGUAUAUUAUAUAUAUCCAUAUUUUAUUGAUAAAUAUA